This is a messenger RNA of Toxotes jaculatrix (banded archerfish), 3076 nucleotides long. RefSeq names its product ligand dependent nuclear receptor corepressor (gene lcor). The record is from RefSeq and is a predicted model, not a curated record. NCBI's taxonomy places the organism in Eukaryota, Metazoa, Chordata, Actinopteri, Toxotidae. Gene Ontology annotation, biological process: regulation of transcription by RNA polymerase II. Gene Ontology annotation, cellular component: nucleus. The transcript is spliced from 7 exons. Gene Ontology annotation, molecular function: DNA binding. The coding region runs from base 1 to 2103 and encodes 700 amino acids.
AUGGCGAGUCUGUGCAAAAGGCAGCAAUGCACGAUAGAGAGGCGCGGCUUUCGGCAGGAACUUGACUCUUGGAGGCACAAACUCAUUCACUGUGUAGGCUUUGAAAGCAUCUUGGAAGGCUUGUUUGGGCCGGGACUAGUCAAAGAUAUCACCUUUUUCCAAGACUGCGAGCCCGAGGAAGUGUCUGACUGGUCCUUCGACGAAAACUGUCUCUUCUGCUGCUUAAGACGCGAGAAAGUCAAGGACCGCAGCCUGGAGAACGGCGGAGGCAGCCAGGUGCUGUCGGAGUGCGAAGACUUCAAACAGGAGCAGUCUCGGAUCAGCCGGCUGGAGAGACAGGCCCAAGACUUCCUCAAUGCUGUGUUCCACAGAAAAGAACUCCCAAGUUUCUCAGACCCUCACAUUCCUCUAGUGGCUCGUGAGAUCAUGCAGCGAAUGAUCCGCCAGUUCGCUGCCGAAUAUACCUCAAAAACUACUCAGGACGACCUGCCCCUGCCCAACGGCACCAUGAAGGACCAAAGCCUGCCGAGAGCGGCGUCUCUGGCCCCGGCCCCCUGCUCCCCACCCAGGCCCCCGCCCGCGCUGAACUCCCCUCCAUCGUCUGCCUCCUCCUCCCCAUCCCCAACCCCGGGGCCAGGCCUCAGCCCCAUCACCUCUAACGCCGCCGCUGCUGCCGCCUCAGCAUCCACCUGCACCCAGAGCAGCAACGGCACGGGAGCCGGUAACAACGGAGGAGGAGGAGAUACGGCUGCUGCCUCUGCACAGAAUCCCGUCCUCAGCAAGCUUCUCAUGGCCGACCAGGACGGCCCGCUGGACCUCACCGUGAAAAGGAGCCAGGUGGACACAGAGCCCAGCCAGCAGGAUGGCGUCCUGGACCUCUCCACCAAGAAGAACCACAGCGCAGACAGCCUCAAAACCUUCUCCGGCUUCUCCCCUGUGCCUGAGGUCAAAGGCCGUUCCCUCAGAGUGGAACAUGCCCUGCCAGAGGUGGAUGAGGAGGAUGGCCUGCUGCAGAGAAGCUUGCAGGACAGACUGAGGGAGAACUACGUCAGCUCCAACUCCUUCAAGCCCCCACUGGCCCGCUCGCUGCGAAUCAAGGAAGAGCUCCUCAGCCAGAAGCACCGCCUCCUGAGCCAGCCCGCUGCUCUCUCAUUGGCUAAUCUAGAGUCAGCUGGCUUGCUCAGUCAUGGGCAGUCCCUUUCCUUGCUUGGCCAGAAAGGCGCUUCCUCUUUCUGGGGAAGCAAGGCCCACCUUGACAGCCUGAUGAAGCUAAAACAGGCCAGUGGAGCUCUGAGCGGGGCCCUCAGCGACCUCAAAGACCUGCCUACAUUCCUGGAGAAUCACCACCACAACCACCACGGAGCCUUCUCCAUCAAGAGUUCCCUCCACCAUCACCACCACAAUCAGGUCUCCAAGUCCCAACACCACCACAAUGAGGGCAAGAGAGACCAGGGCCACUCACCUCCUGUCGACCUAAAGAUCCCCCAAGUUCGAGGCAUGGAUCUCUCCUGGGACUCCCAUGCCUCUGAGCUGUACGGCUAUGGCACCAUGGGGGUUGGGGUUGGUGGCCAUGGGGAGAACACCCUGAGCCGGAAGCUGAGAGCCAUCCUGCCUAAGCAGAACCGCCGCGGAGGAAGCCUUGGAAGCCUGCUGGAUGGGGCAACUGACUACUGGAGCUCUGACUUGGAGCACUCCAUUUCUGGGCCAGCGUACUCCACCUCCGACGUGGAAGGAGACCCAAACUCCAAGCAGCCGAGGAAGAAGAGGGGCCGUUAUCGCCAGUACAACACCGAGAUCCUGGAGGAGGCCAUAGCAGUAGUGAUGAGCGGUAAGAUGAGUGUGUCCAAGGCUCAGAACAUGUACGGCAUCCCACACAGCACCCUGGAGUACAAGGUCAAGGAGCGCAUGGGAACCCUGAAGAACCCCCCAAAGAAGAAGCUCAAGCUGAUGAUGAAGAUGGAAGCAGGAGGCCAGGAUUUUCCCACCGAGUCGGAGAACACGCCCACCUCAACCCCACGAGAUGACGGCCCGCCGCUGGCAGCAGCAGAGCUGAAGGACAUUGUAAAAGAAGAGAUUGAAGACAAUUUCAAACCAAUCGACUAAACGACUUACACAUGUAAACCUCAGUCAAAUGACUUAAGUAAUUAGAAAACGGAUGGGGCUUUAUUUGUGCCAAUUUACUUUGCAGUAUCUGGGUGAGCACAAACGCAGGGAUAAUAUGAGGAGGAUUCUUAAACUGGAGAGAAACAACUAAUCGGAUGGUUUUUAACAAGCGUCACUUGAGCGACGCUGUACAAGCAUUUGUUCAGCUUUUAUAUCCAGGGGCUUAACAAAUGCUGCUAAAGACAUUAGAUAAACGACAAUUGAUGAAAUUUACUUACGCAUGCUGAUAAUCCCGAGCCCAAAAACCCAAUCGCCCUCUUUCUGAACCUGACACACUGAACCAUUGCUGCUUAUAAAUGCAGUUUGGGCUUUGGACAAUUCCAAUUUGGGGAGAAAAUGAGGGGAAGGCUGAAAAUUGACUCCCUAAAAAAACUCACAAAUUAAUCCCUUUACCGCUCCCCUCUCUCAAGGAUCGCUAGCUGAAAAUUGGUAAGUGAACUGUCUAUUACAUUUGAAGCCAACUGAAAGGUUUAAUCAUACCAUUGAUAUUCCUCACCAGGGUUCUGAAUCAAAACCCAUUCUCUUAUUGCCAGGUAGCCAUGACGCUUUAACUGCAAACCUUUUCUUUCCUCCUUAAGAUAUUCUGCUAAUCUCUGUGCGGAUGAAAGCAACAUUAACCCGUCCUUUUUGAACGAGAAAAGACACACAAAAGUCAUUCAGGGAUGCAUGUUUGUGAGUUUCGUGGACACUACUGACUUCUACAAUUAACUUCUUUUCUUCUACCUUUUUUGUUUGAUUUGUUUUGCUUUCUUUUGCACUACACUUUGGGUCUGGCGCUUACAGACCAGGUUACCUCGGCAUUGUUGCCCUUGCAUCAUGCACUUAUUAUGGUCUGUCUCUGAAGCCCAGUCGCAACCUCGCAGUGGGUCAGGGGUGCACAUCGCCUGCAUACGCUGAUCCAUAACCAGAUCCA